CAAUCGAUUGUCUGCGUUGGAGUUCGCCGCUCAUUCUCUUAUAAUCAGUCCCGACCGGAUCUCCAUAAUCCCAGAAUAUGAAGGUAAUCGCUGCGUACUUGCUCGCCGUGUUGGGUGGCAACGCUAGCCCUUCCGCCGAUGAUAUCAAGCAGAUCCUUGGCUCUGUUGGAGCAGAAGCGGAUGAUGAUAGAAUUGAGCUUCUCUUGUCUGAAUUGAAGGGUAAAGACAUAACGGAGGUUAUUGCCAGUGGUAGGGAAAAGUUGGCCUCAGUGCCUGGUGGCGGGGGAGCUGCAGUUGCAGUGGCCGCCGCGCCUGGAGCUGGUGGCGCCGCCGCCGCCCCAGCUGCGGCUGAAUCAAAGAAAGAGGAAAAGGUGGAGGAGAAAGAAGAAUCUGACGAAGAUAUGGGCUUCAGCCUCUUCGAUUAAUUCUAUUCUUCUUUUAUCUAGAAAUCUUUCAGUCUAUAGCUUCUAGUUUUGUCGAAGUUUUGUUCUGAAGAGCAAUGUCAUGUCAUUCGUAUCAAUGAUCCAUGUAAAUUUCUGUUUGGAGUUUAAUUUCUUUAAGAUGUCUGGAAUCUAAAUUUGGGUUUGACUCCUUUUUACUGGAAUCAAUUUUGUGAUCUUUCUUAAUGAUCAGGUCUAGCGUAUUUUUACACCAA
This is a messenger RNA of Neltuma alba, 655 nucleotides long. Its product is annotated as 60S acidic ribosomal protein P2-2. Gene Ontology annotation, cellular component: ribosome; cytosolic large ribosomal subunit. The coding region runs from base 78 to 425 and encodes 115 amino acids. NCBI's taxonomy places the organism in Eukaryota, Viridiplantae, Streptophyta, Magnoliopsida, Fabales, Fabaceae. Gene Ontology annotation, molecular function: structural constituent of ribosome. The transcript has 4 exons. The record is from RefSeq and is a predicted model, not a curated record. Gene Ontology annotation, biological process: cytoplasmic translational elongation.